Messenger RNA from Striga asiatica, 1772 nucleotides. Lineage: Eukaryota; Viridiplantae; Streptophyta; Magnoliopsida; Lamiales; Orobanchaceae. The record is from the annotation of a GenBank genome assembly.
UUUUAACACACACACCCCUAACGGGGGUUUACCAGACUCCGAUGACCUCCAUUCGACACGGCUGAACCUGGGAUUUACGGCUAAUUGAGCGAAACUGGUUCUUACUGGGUACUGUUGAUGUUUGUUGGAUCUUAACAAAAACUUGGAGGUCGGGAGGAUAUCAACAACAUCUGAAAAUGGAGAAUUUGUUCAGAUCCAACUCCCUAUCUCUUUCGGUACUUCUACUCUUCUUCUGCAAUGCGAUCUCGUCAAGUGCGUCCAGUUCUUCUUCCACAACCAUGCACACGAACAAUUGGGCGGUACUUGUCUGCACAUCCCGCUUCUGGUUUAAUUAUCGGCACAUGGCUAAUACUUUAUCCUUGUACAGAACGGUCAAGCGACUAGGGAUACCUGAUGAGAGAAUUAUUCUUAUGUUGGCUGAUGAUAUGGCUUGUAAUUCUCGGAACAAGUAUCCUGCACAGGUCUUCAACAAUGAAAACCACCGUCUGAAUUUGUAUGGUGAUAAUGUUGAGGUAGAUUACCGAGGUUAUGAAGUGACUGUUGAAAAUUUUUUGCGAGUAUUAACCGGCCGUCAUGAAUCAGCAGUCCCAAGGUCAAAACGACUUUUGAGUGAUGAAGGCAGUCAUAUACUUCUUUACAUGACUGGGCAUGGAGGGGAUGAGUUUCUCAAAUUUCAGGACUCAGAGGAACUUCAGAGCCAUGAUUUAGCAGAUGCUGUGAAACAAAUGAAGGAAAAGCAAAGAUUUAAGGAGCUGUUAAUAAUGGUAGAUACUUGCCAGGCUGCCACUUUGUUUUCUCAGCUUCAAUCACCUGGUGUUUUAGCUAUUGGAAGUAGCAAGAAAGGAGAGAAUUCGUACUCUCAUCACUUGGACUCUGAUGUUGGUGUAUCUGUCGUAGAUCGGUUCACAUUUUACACUCUUUCCUUCUUCGAGAGGUUAAAUAUGUAUGACAAUGCCUCACUGAGCAGUCUUUUCAAUUCCUUUAAUCCGAAUCUGUUGUUGUCGACUGCAUACUAUCGAACUGAUUUAUACCAACGAAGAUUGGAAGAGGUACCCGUGACCAAUUUCUUUGGUUCUGUAAUGGAGACUAUCCAUACUGAUUCGCCUUAUCGAGCUUUCUCAGGCAGAUACUCCAAUAAACCUAAAAUUAAGAUGCCUUUGGAUCAACCAGCCAGGGAACGCCAAGAAAAACGAGAAGCUUCAUAUGUUGCACAAGAAUUAGCUAUUCCUGAAAUACAUGUUUCACUUGGCCUCAGACACGUGUGCAUAGGGGUGAGCAAAACCGAGUCGAAACCGAAAAACCAAAUCGAACCGGUGCAUUCGGUGCGGUUCAGUGCGGUUUUUAAAGAUUUCGGUUACGGUUCGGUUUCACUAACAGAAAAACCGAAAAAAUUCGGUGCGGUUUGGUUUUCUGUCCGAAAGGCUCGUUGCUUUGAUUUGGAGAAGAUUAUGGAAUAUUCAAGAACUAGUUCUUCAGCCAUUUUUAUACUGACUCCAUCUCCUACUGCUGAGUUUUGUUUUGGUUCUAUGGCUUUAUGCACGAUUCAGUUCACCCUCUACGUCAUGGUAGUCUUAGUAAUGCUUAUUUAUAUUUAUCCAGGAGGAAAUGAAGGCACAGCUAGCAAAGAUCAUAUUUGUGAUAGUUCAAUUAUGGCCGAUGAAGUUAAGAAAUCACUGGAAAGUAAACGUGGCCACGGGCCAGCUGGCCGCCAGCCAGCCUGGUCAAACCCGUUGACCGCGGGUCUGGGCCCAACCGGAUUUCAACCGGGCUGA